This is a messenger RNA of Paramecium tetraurelia, 1014 nucleotides long. RefSeq lists its product as uncharacterized. The record is from RefSeq and is a predicted model, not a curated record. The transcript is spliced from 2 exons. NCBI's taxonomy places the organism in Eukaryota, Ciliophora, Oligohymenophorea, Peniculida, Parameciidae.
AUGGGUCAAAUAGAGCCAGAGGCAAAUUUCUUUAUUUUUCAUCCUAAUACUCCUUUUACUUCAAGUAGAACAAAACAAAAUAGAGUUUUAGCAUUUUUAUUGCAAAAAUUAGCAAUGCUUCGCAAGUAUGAAAAUUUAUGUGGAGUCAUAUUACUACUUUUGAAAGAAUUAACAGGGUAAUUUUUUUAUGCAAAUUAUCAAGGAAAUACUGAACUAAGAAAUAUACUUAUUUAUUAUAAUAAUAUCAUUUAUUAGAACCCUGGUUUGUAUUAGCAAUUUUAUAAUAAUGAAACACCUCAAAAAUACAAGUUUAAUUUAUGGUUGAGAUCAUUGGCUCAUCUUGAUGAUGACAAACUUUAGAUUGAAAUUGAAAAAUAUUCUUACGACCAUAAUUAUAUUAAUAUGUUGGAAUAUGAGAUAUUAUUAUCAAUCAUUUAAGAGAGUGAAAUUGAUUUAACCAAAAUAAAGAACGGCAUUGUGUUACUUAAACUUAUCAAUUACAAAGAAGAUGAAGAAAAACUAUAGAUUUUAAAAUAGAUGAAAGAUUGUUAUAUAAAUGAAAGUUAUACCCUAAAGAAGGAAUGGUUGACUUUGAUGAUUAAAAUGGAUAAAGAAUUGGAAGUAUAGGAUUUGAACAAUUUGCAAUAAGUUGAUCUCUAUGAUUCCAAUUUCUAAUAUCUAUUGGUCUCGAGCUAUUUGAAAUUGGAUCAAGUCGAGAAGGCAAUUCAACAAUUAAUCAAUCAUUUACUAUUUUCUGAUGGCAAUGCUGAAAUCUGGGCUUUGUUGUAGUAAUCAUUGACCCCUGAAUCUAUUGAGAAGUACAAGGAAGAUUGUAAAAUUUUGAUAAAGUUACAUUUUGGUUAAGGAUUUCUAAAGUAAUUAAUAGAAUUUCCGAAGAAUUAGGAAUUGUUGAGGUUAUUAUAAACUAAAAUUGGGUUUAUCUCGCUUUUCAAUGAAAAGCAGUCAGAAAAAUAUCUCAUUUUUCUAUAAAAGCAGGAAUAAUAUUGUAUGUGA